Magnusiomyces paraingens is the source of this 756-nucleotide messenger RNA. RefSeq lists its product as uncharacterized. Gene Ontology annotation, cellular component: cytosol. Gene Ontology annotation, molecular function: electron transfer activity. The transcript has a single exon. Bases 1 to 756 code for a protein of 251 amino acids. The record is from RefSeq and is a predicted model, not a curated record. Lineage: Eukaryota; Fungi; Ascomycota; Dipodascomycetes; Dipodascales; Dipodascaceae.
AUGUCUCUUCGUAUCGUUGUCCCAGUUAAGCGUGUUAUUGACGCUGCCGUUAAGCCCCGCAUCAAGAAUGGCGCCAUCGACAUGACCGGUGUCAAGACCAGCAUUAACCCCUUCUGCGACAUUGCUCUGGAAGAAGCCGUUAGACUCCGUGAAGGUUCCAAGGGUCUUGUUGCCAACAUCCACGCCGUCUCUGUUGGCCCCGAGAAAGCUCAAGAUGUUCUUCGUCAAGCCCUGGCUAAAGGUGCCGACAAUUCUACUCUCAUCAACACUGGCAAGGAAGAGCUCGAACCUCUGGCAAUUGCCAAGUUGCUUAAGUCUGUUGUUGACAAGGACGGCGCCAACCUCGUUUUGCUGGGCAAGCAGGCCAUUGACGACGACUCUAACCAGACUGGCCAGAUCCUUGCUGGUCUUCUCAAGUGGCCUCAGGCCACCAACGCCUCUAAGAUUGUUAUUGAAGGCGACAAGGUCACUGUCACUCGUGAGAUUGAUGGUGGUGAGGAGACCAUUGCUGCUAAGCUGCCACUUGUUAUCACUGCUGAUCUUCGUCUUAACGAGCCCCGCUACGCUACUCUCCCCAACAUUAUGAAGGCCAAGAAGAAGCCUCUCACCAAGAUUGCUCUUAAGGACGCCGGCGUCGAUACCAAGCCCCGUCUUCAGACCGUCUCUGUCGAGUACCCCCCGACCCGUGAGGCUGGUUCUAUUCUGGGAUCUACUCAGGAGCUUGUUGAGAAGCUUAAGGCUGCCAGUCUUGUUUAA